GUAAGAUGGCGGCGGCAGCAGUAGAAGCGCCAGAGCUCUGAGCGGAGUGCGCGGCAGGCGGACGUGCGCUCGCCCCUCCUCCCCACGCCACCUCUAUGUUGUGGCUCUUGCUGCGGGCGGGGGCUGCGGACCUGCGGUGAGGGGGAAGCCCGAGCCUGCGUGCCUCGCAGCCGGCCAGUCGGCAGAGGCGGGAGGUGUUGGUGACACCCGCGGGCGCGAGCGGUGCCGCUCAGGUAGAGCCCGCCGCUCCCGUCCCUCAGCAGGAGGAGGCUGAGACUGCUCUGGGUGGGGGCCGUUUCGACUUUUCCCUGCUCGGCUGGCUACGGUUCUGGUCUCCAUGUCGGACAACCAGAGCUGGCAUUCCUCCGGCUCCGAGGAGGACCCUGAGACCGAGCUUGGGCUGCCUGUUGAGCUUUGCGGGGUGCUUAGCAAGUGGACCAACUAUAUUCAUGGGUGGCAGGAUAGAUGGGUAGUCCUGAAAAGCAACACACUCAGUUAUUACAAGUCUGAAGAUGAAACCGAGUAUGGCUGCAGAGGCUCUAUCUGUCUGAGCAAGGCUGUGAUUACACCCCAUGACUUUGACGAAUGCAGAUUUGAUAUUAGUGUAAAUGAUAGCGUUUGGUACCUCCGAGCUCAGGACCCAGACCACAGACAGCAGUGGGUAGAUGCAAUUGAACAACACAAGACUGAAUCUGGGUAUGGCUCAGAGUCAAGUUUACGACGUCAUGGCUCCAUGGUGUCUCUUGUUUCUGGAGCAAGUGGAUACUCUGCAACAUCGACCUCUUCGUUCAAGAAGGGCCAUAGCUUACGUGAGAAGCUUGCAGAAAUGGAAACCUUUAGAGACAUCUUGUGUAGACAAGUGGAUACUUUGCAGAAAUACUUUGAUGCCUGUGCAGAUGCUGUUUCCAAAGAUGAACUCCAGAGGGAUAAAGUGGUAGAAGAUGAUGAAGAUGACUUCCCUACAAUGCGUUCUGAUGGGGAUUUUUUACAUAAUAGUAACAGCAGUAAGGAAAAAUUGUUUCCAAAUGUGAUACCCAAAGGAAUUAAUGGCAUAGACUUUAAAGGAGAAGCUAUAACUUUCAAGGCAACUACUGCUGGAAUCCUUGCCACUCUCUCUCAUUGUAUUGAACUCAUGGUAAAACGUGAAGAAAGCUGGCAAAAAAGGCUAGAUAAGGAAGUAGAGAAAAGGAGGAGAACUGAAGAAGCUUACAAAAAUGCUGUGACAGAACUGAAGAAAAAGUCCCACUUCGGAGGGCCAGACUAUGAGGAGGGUCCUAAUAGUCUGAUUAAUGAAGAAGAGUUCUUUGAUGCUGUUGAAGCUGCUCUUGAUAGACAGGAUAAAAUGGAAGAACAGUCCCAAAGUGAAAAGGUUAGAUUACACUGGCCAACAUCCUUACCUUCUGGAGAUGCAUAUUCUGCUGUGGGGACUCACCGGUUUGUCCAAAAGCCCUAUAGUCGCUCUUCCUCCAUGUCUUCCAUUGAUCUAGUCAGUGCCUCUGAUGAUGUUCACAGAUUCAGCGCCCAGGUGGAAGAGAUGGUACAAAAUCAUAUGACAUACUCUUUGCAAGAUGUAGGAGGAGAUGCCAAUUGGCAGCUAGUGGUAGAAGAAGGAGAAAUGAAGGUAUACAGAAGAGAGGUGGAAGAAAACGGAAUAGUUUUAGAUCCUUUGAAAGCAACCCAUGCUGUUAAAGGGGUAACAGGGCAUGAAGUCUGCCACUACUUCUGGAAUGUUGAUGUUCGUAAUGAUUGGGAAACAACAAUUGAAAAUUUCCAUGUUGUGGAAAAUUUAGCUGAUAAUGCAAUCAUCAUUUACCAGACACAUAAGAGGGUGUGGCCAGCUUCUCAAAGGGAUGUGCUGUAUUUGUCUGCCAUCAGAAAGAUACCAGCAUUCAGUGAGAAUGAUCCUGAAACGUGGAUUGUGUGCAAUUUCUCUGUGGAGCAUGACAGUGCCCCUCUGAACAAUCGCUGUGUCCGUGCCAAAAUAAACAUUGCUAUGAUCUGUCAGACAUUAGUAAGCCCACCAGAGGGGAACAAGGAAAUAAGCAGGGACAACAUUCUAUGCAAGAUUACCUAUGUAGCUAAUGUAAACCCAGGAGGAUGGGCACCAGCAUCAGUGUUGCGAGCAGUGGCAAAACGUGAAUAUCCCAAAUUCCUGAAGCGUUUUACAUCAUAUGUGCAAGAGAAAACAGCAGGAAAGCCUAUUUUAUUCUAGUACUAGCAGCGAUCAGAAGACUGGGUGAGCAUUCCACGUUGGAGACGUGACCAUGCAUAAAGCACUCCAUGCUGGAACGAAGGAUCUACAGUCUUACGGCCCAAGUUCUAGGCUUUGUGUACUGAAGUGAAGAAGUGUUGCAGCACCACAAGGCUAAAUAUUUAACCAUAUCUCUCUCCUGCUAACUUUUUCUUGCUCAAUCAGUGUGUAAUUUUAAAUACAUGUACUGAUAACAUGUAUAUGGCUCUAUUUUUAUUUGCUUGCUUUAGAAGAGGAAGAACACUUACAACUUUGAAUCACCAGUGUAGAUUACUGCUUUAAUUUUAAACAAGCUUCAGAGUUUCACAGUCUGCCUUACUGAGUUACUCACGCAGUUUUUGUGCAUGUCUAAAAAGCACAAGAGACAAACUCACACAGAGCAUACUGUAUGUGCUUUGUAUGCACAAAACUACGUGGUAUUUUAGCGGGGAGGGACUUCAGUAAAGCCUAGGUGACUUAUUGGCAGGUUUCAUUUUGCUUCGUAUAAUCAUAAUUCAUUGCUGCUGGUUUCUGUAAUGAAUCAUCUUGUUACAUAAACUGUCAGUUGAUAACUGAGGGCUGUCAAUAUCCUUAUGACUUCGCCUUUUCUAUUGUCUUACUCUUAUGAUGACCAUUGGUUCUGAAGGAGUAAGAGUGUGAAAAGCUUUAUUUUUUCCAGAUAUCUUUAUAUUUCUAUUGUAUUUUUUAGUUAUAUAAUAUGUGCU
Messenger RNA from Dryobates pubescens (Downy woodpecker), 2955 nucleotides. It is a transcript of the gene CERT1, whose product is annotated as ceramide transporter 1. The transcript has 18 exons. The coding region runs from base 338 to 2212 and encodes 624 amino acids. Gene Ontology annotation, biological process: ER to Golgi ceramide transport. Gene Ontology annotation, cellular component: Golgi apparatus. Gene Ontology annotation, molecular function: phosphatidylinositol-4-phosphate binding. The record is from RefSeq and is a predicted model, not a curated record. NCBI's taxonomy places the organism in Eukaryota, Metazoa, Chordata, Aves, Piciformes, Picidae.